GGACGUAAUUAAUCUCUGACAAAGUUCGGACUCAUACCGCCUCUCUUGCCUGCACAUUCCAUCUUAAUUAUCACGAUACUUGCAGACACAUCACACACACACACCAUGCCGGUCACUACUCUUCAAUUAGAUCAUAUCAUACAUGAUUUGGGCCUUGUCAAGGAGCGCGCAACAGCGCAGGAUUCCAAAAUUGAAGCGGCGAACAGAGAGCUGGAUGAGAACAAGGUGGUCAAACAGGAGGUCAACAUUCUCAGGGAAGAGAACAAGGUACUCAAACAGGAUGUCGUUCUCCAGAAGAAGAACAAUGAGCUCGAGGAGGAAAUUAAGGAGCUCAAGGAGGAUGUUAAGACAAACUGCACCAACAUCCUGAAACUAGAGCGCCGCACGCUAGUUAACGAGGCCCGCGACAAAUUAAGGGACGAAUUCUCAUUCACGCAAGAUCAGCUCAACCCAUUCAAAUACCCAGGGGAACCAGGCGAGAAGUUGAAAGCAGCCGCGAAGUUUGUCCUUAGUCACCUCCCACCGACCGAGAAACCAAAACUGUCGUUGAACGCCGUCAAGACCAUUCUCAACAAAUCGCAGAAUAGUGUCCGCGAGCUGGGCAACAAACUCGCACACACCGACGUGACCAUCGCGGCCCUGGAAGACCAGAAUUUACAAGACAGCCAGCGCAACUCUUUUGGAAGUGGAUGUAUGAUAUUGACUCGGACGUAUGUACCACUACUAGAGCAAUCACUUCGACUAUAUUUGCCCCCACCACGCUCCUCGUCACCACAGUUAUUGCCAGCCGAGGAAUCUCGUGUACGAGCUGCCCGACGGGCACAUAUAAAUCGCUACUUGACCGCAGGGAUUGUCAUGCCUCGGACGCUGACGAACUUGAACGAGCAAUCGCCAGAAGACGUUGAGUGUACCAAAGCCAUCUUUAUGCAAAGGUAUGUGCUUCUACUUGCAUUUACACACGUCUCAUCUCGCCCAGCAUGCCGCGUCUAACUAAUUCGCCCGGUAUCGUCGCAGUCCAGCCUAGUUUGCGGCAUCUCCAGAGAUGAUAUGUCGAGUCACCAUCUUUCUCCGUCAUGAACUGCGCGUUUGGCAAAAUCUUGAUAUUGAGGUACGUGUCGCACCGCGUUUCUAUGCUGACGGGUUCGACGGGUACGAGUACAAUGUAAGAUAGUCGUACCCUUGAGCAUACCGCGACCCUUGACCGCGGGUUGGCGGUGUUUGGCGGGUAUGACUUACUGAAUCAGGAACUUUGACAGCCGUGCUAUGAUUCUUC
Molecule: messenger RNA, 1273 nt
Organism: Suillus discolor
Lineage: Eukaryota; Fungi; Basidiomycota; Agaricomycetes; Boletales; Suillaceae
Exons: 5
Coding region: 106-990 (294 amino acids)
Source: RefSeq, a predicted model, not a curated record